GACUCCCGUACGAAUAGCAAAAACAAGUACGAGUGACGUACGAAUAGCCACCAACCGCUGUUCAAGGGUACUUACUUUGAUAAACAAAAGAAAAUGGCGGACGAAAGGCGAAGAAAAAUGGGUUGGACCGUGUAUUAGCGAUAUUUUCUUGCAGUUCUCCUUGAACAGGGAACUAGUUUAUCAACAUAUCGACGACAUGGUUAACAGAGGAUCUUUAUGGAUCGAAAAUGUGUGGUAUUUUACGUAAAGCAAGUAUUUUGAACGAAGUAAUCCAAGCUAGCUAAGUCAAGUUCACUUACAGAAACGUUUGUGUUACACAGAAAAAAGAUGGUUUUCUUAAGAGCCGUUUGGUAGAGUAUUAAAGAAAGACGAGAUGGAAAGCAAAAGCUACUCAAGUAAUUUACCAGAUGAAUUAUGGUUGAAAAUUUUCAAGAACUUCCAUCCCAUUUACGACAAUAUCUUUCAUUUGGCCUUAGUUUGCCGGCAAUGGCGAAAUAUUAUUAUAAAAGCGCCAGAUCCUUGUCUCUGGGAAACGAUCGAGCUGGCAAACAUAAGAAAUUGCUAUCUUGAUUCUCCUUUUCUUAGUAGAUUUACAUUCAUUUUAACGAAUUUUGGAAAAUAUGUCAAAGUUUUGAGGCUCCGUCGAUGUCAUUCUUACUUCACUGAUGCUUUAAAGGGUCACGCCAGAAGGUUGUGUUCACUUCAGUUCUUAGAGAUAAAAGGAACGAGCUGGAAUAAGAAGAUACUUAAAGAAUUGUCCUGUUAUAAGACACUGAAGAAUAUAGAAAUCGAAGCAGCUGAUGGUGAUUUGGAUAGAACAUUCAGAGAACAAGACUUUUGUAGAUUGAUAGAGAACUUUCCCAGGCUUGAUCAAAUAAGCUUGCAGUACUCAACAUUUAAACGAGAGACCUUAAGUUAUAUUCAAGACCUUGUAACAUGCAGAUAUAGCAGUAGAAUAACUGAUUUGCAAAUUGAGAGAGCUAAGAUAGACCCUCUUGAUUUGAAUGAAGUUGUUCAGAACUUACAAGGGUUGAAGAGUUUUACCUAUGGAAAUGAUCAAAUCCAUGGGCUGCCCUCAAUUCAGUGCUUGGCCCUAGAGUCAAAGUCUAUCAAGGAGAUGAAUCUCUUUCAAAUAGGUGACUUUGCAGAGUUCAGAUUUGAUCUCCCACACUUGCAAAAACUCACUAUAAAUUUAUCAACAUCACUACAAACAUUAACUGUUUAUGCUCCAUCGCUUAGGGUUCUAGACUUGGUUCAUUGCUCUGAGCUGAGAAAACUUAGCAAAGUUUCUUCAACAUCACUUCAUGAGGUCAAAAUACGUAGAUGUUCGGCACUGAGUUCUUCUGAGCUGAUUCGAUUUCUUGUACAGAAUCCUGACAUUAAGAAACUAGAUCUUGAAGUAUGUUUUGCUAAUUUAAGGCUGGACCAGAAUUCAAACCCUUCACUUGAGAUGUUAUCUGUGUUUGACAGUGGGUGUGGUCUGAUCUCUCUUGACAUUCGGUGUCCAAAGCUUAGAGUACUGACAUUUAUGAAAUCUUUGAUCCACUCCUCACUGCUCAAGGUGGUUGCAAUAAGAUCAGAAGAAAUGGACAGCAUAGUCAUAAGAAAUGUUCCUCACUUACGAAAACUUAUUUUAAAUGCCAGCAAGGUUAAGCACCUAGAGUUGGAUUUUGACAGAAGGGUUCGACAAAUAAAGCCAGCAAGUUUUACGACAAUUCAUUUCCAGUCCAAUUUAAGUAUUGGUAUGUUAGUGCUCAAGAAGUUGAAUAUACGGUCCAUAGUUAUUAACAAAUGUUAUGUGAAACAAGCUGUUAUGGACUUGUGCAAUCUUGAUGCAUCACUGACUGACAUGCUUGACCAUUUUUAUGAAAUUGAAUCCCUGGCCCUACAGAACUGCCAUGGUCCCUGUCAAAUAACAGUGCAGAACGACUCACUCAAAGAAUUACAAGUCAGUUCCUGUACGUCUGUGUUGAUGGAUCAUAUCAAUGUACUGUGUCCAUUGCUUGAACGGCUCUGUGUUCAUGGAACUUCUAUCUUACCCUCCAAGAAAGAAGUAGAAAGCACAGCAAAAGCUUUGAAGAAAGUUUGCCCACAACUGCUGGAUGUUAACUUUUCUCAUUAAUUACAAUUUGCAUUACAUGUACAGUUAUGGUGUAAUUUUGCUUUUUGAAUAGACAAUUAUACUAGACUGCAAUUAGACAAAAUAUGUACAAAAUAUUGAUUAAUUAUUCUUGCAAAUUAAUUAUUAUUUACAAAUUAAUAUAGUAAUAAUUCAUGAAUUAGGUUAAUUGUAAAUAUGGCACAAUAAAAUUAAGGUAAAUUUUCACAAAUUUAAUGGACCUUGAUCUCAUGCCUUCAUGUUCCUUCCUGGCAGAAUAGAACCCUCAUCCAGUAACACUUGAUUGUAAGGCUAUGCAGGGAAAACUCUAUUGUUCCAGUAAACAUGGCUGCCACUUGAGAAAGGUCCAUUGUCAGAUAUGACUAGUUUAAUAAAUUUGCAACAAUUUUUGAAUUGAAUUUGAAAAAAAGCAAUACACUCUGAUCAAAAUGGAAAAUCAAAUAUUGCUAUUGAAUUAAAAGUUAAUAAAAAUUUAAA
This is a messenger RNA of Actinia tenebrosa (Australian red waratah sea anemone), 2596 nucleotides long. RefSeq lists its product as uncharacterized. Gene Ontology annotation, molecular function: protein binding. Gene Ontology annotation, biological process: SCF-dependent proteasomal ubiquitin-dependent protein catabolic process. Lineage: Eukaryota; Metazoa; Cnidaria; Anthozoa; Actiniaria; Actiniidae. Gene Ontology annotation, cellular component: SCF ubiquitin ligase complex. The record is from RefSeq and is a predicted model, not a curated record.